UUAUCACUUCAUUCGUUCGAAAUGAUAACAAAACUGAAUGAAAACAACUUCAAAAAUGCGAGUGAAAUUGCAUAAAUUUGUUAAUUAUUUCAAUUUUUUUGUAACGAGUAGAUCGUAGAUGAACUAGUGAUCGAACUCUAUGCAUGCUGUAAUCGAUUAAAAGCUCCCAUCGUAUCAUCUCGAAGAAAAAUGAACGACCCAAGCGACGCCGACAAACCAACCACCGUUCAGAAACCUAGUAAAAAGAAGAAAGAAAUUCGACUCAGAAACAUCGACAUCCCUCUGAAUUUCAGACCUCCUAUUCUACCAGACACCGUCCUCCUCCCCGAUGAACUGCAAAUCAAUCGAGUGCUAGAUUAUUCUGAGAAUGAUUUUCCACAACUAGGAUAUAGUAGGAAAUCUAAUACGAAGAACAGAAAACCUAAAAAUCAUAAUCUUCGUUCUGAAAAUGAAGUCGAUGAUAGUUCCAAAAGUCAUUCCGAAGACAAUCUUCGAAACGGUAGGAAACCUUUGAAAAAAAUUCUAAAAUCUGCCAAACACAAAGAAGCUUUUCAAAUACACUUCGAAGAAAUAUUAUCGAACUCGUUGAUAAAACCACCUCCUAAACGCAGAAUAAGACAAGUGAAACACUUCGAAAAAGAUAUUUCACUCGGUGGUAAUCCGUUAGAUUCAGAUAAUCCAACUCGUCUAAAAGGUGUUACAAAUGCUAAACAGAAGAUAAAACGUAUAUCUCGAACCAAAGCCAUGGUUUUCAAAGCUCGAGAUGAAAUACAGAGACUGAAACAAGCUGCUGAACAUAUUUCCAUCGAAGAUAACGAAGUUCUCGUUGAUGAAAACACGAGUAUUUCAAUCGACCAACUCUGGAAACCGUUGUGUUUGCUGAAGGCUAAAGAUAUUAAGAAAUGUAUUCGUAGUCAAAUUCAAUCCGAAGAGAAAAAUGAGAUUGAUGAUCUCGAUAGAGAAGAGUUACCAGAAUUUAGUAAUAACUCGAAUAGAGAAAAAGUUGACGAUUUAUUGAGGAAAACUCAGACUGAUGAUGGGCAAUCUUGCGAUCAAAAUGUUCGAAAUAUUUCUGCUUUUCCUCUCGAAGAGGUUCUAAAAGAUUCUGAGAUCCCUCCUUAUAAAAUAUUAAUACAUAAUAAUAAUUUUAAGAGAUAUUGCGAUAAUUGUAUUACAUCCGAAUUGAACGAUAUUACCGAAAAACUAAUCAGUCAGUUAGUUCGGUACCAGUACAAAAAAUACCAAAUUGAUCCUCUGAAAGCAGCUGCAAAUAAAAGAUACGUCCUUGGUUUACGUCAGGUGAAAAAAUACACCAAGAUGAAUAAAACUAAAUUGAUUAUAUUCGUACCUAAUAUGGAAGAAAGCUUAUACGAAACCGUAGAAGAAUUGAAAUCAUUAGCUGUACCAUAUUGUAUACCAUAUUUAUUCGCAUUAUCGCGCAAAAAAUUGGGUAAAUUAGCGUACAAAAAAAUCGGAGUCGGAUGUUUAGGUAUUUUGGAUUAUUCCGGAGCAGAAGAAAAUUUCAACAAAUGUAUCGAAGCUUUGACCGUAGCCAAGAAAAUAUACGACGAGAAAUGCGCCUCUGCGAAGACUGAUUACGAGCAACAUUUGGGUACUACGAUAAUCACCGACGAUAAUGAUCAUCAAGCAGGACAGGACGUUGAUGAAGAAAUUUGCACAGAUUGUAUUUCGAAACUUUCAUUAUCAGAUGAAAAUAAUGAGCUAGAUGAAGAUAAUCAAAUAGUCCGUUAAUAUGUUGUCAGUUUAUUCGGACAAACUUGGAUUAGGAUAAUUUUUUUUUUCAUUAUCAAGUGUGAUACUUUUUAUACUUGUUGAUUUUUAUCUAAUACUUAAUUGUUUUAUUUUCGCGGUAA
Messenger RNA from Planococcus citri (citrus mealybug), 1874 nucleotides. It is a transcript of the gene Sbp2, whose product is annotated as SECIS-binding protein 2. Gene Ontology annotation, cellular component: ribonucleoprotein complex. NCBI's taxonomy places the organism in Eukaryota, Metazoa, Arthropoda, Insecta, Hemiptera, Pseudococcidae. The transcript is spliced from 6 exons. The record is from RefSeq and is a predicted model, not a curated record. Gene Ontology annotation, molecular function: mRNA 3'-UTR binding; ribonucleoprotein complex binding; selenocysteine insertion sequence binding. Bases 190 to 1752 code for a protein of 520 amino acids. Gene Ontology annotation, biological process: selenocysteine incorporation.